Chenopodium quinoa (quinoa) is the source of this 1506-nucleotide messenger RNA. Its product is annotated as THO complex subunit 7A-like. NCBI's taxonomy places the organism in Eukaryota, Viridiplantae, Streptophyta, Magnoliopsida, Caryophyllales, Amaranthaceae. The record is from RefSeq and is a predicted model, not a curated record. Gene Ontology annotation, biological process: mRNA processing; mRNA export from nucleus. The transcript has 3 exons. The coding region runs from base 202 to 924 and encodes 240 amino acids. Gene Ontology annotation, cellular component: THO complex part of transcription export complex.
CUUAAAAAAAUAUUCAAAGGGAGUACUUAGCAACCCAACAAACACGUUCCUCUUCUAAACAAUACCAGAACAAAAGACGUUUCUCUGUUUGUCCUCGUUUUCACUUUAUAUCAGUUUCCAGUUGAAGCGCACUUUACGUUCUCAAUUGAGGCGACUUCUGGUAUUACUAUCCUCCACUGAAGCAGCUUUAAAGCUUUUUCAAUGCUGAAAGGAAGAAGGGUCGUUGGCAAGGGAGAGGCAAUGGCUGCUCACUAUGCUUUUGGUCCUCAUGAAGACGACGCAAUUAUAAAGCACAGGCUUCUCACUCGCACAACCACAACAAGAGGUGAACCUCCAUUGAAGAAGUUACAAAAGAAAUUUACUGCCUUUGUCGUUGAGGUUGAGAAGAAUGCAGAUAAUUACAAUGAUUGUGAGAGACUUGCGAAGACCUUUUUGCAGGAGCUUACCACUUUCGAGAUCCCAUUAUUGAAAAGCAAAGCAGUUGUUGAUGCAAAUGUGAGGGAAAAAGAGCAUUUCAACGAGUUGAAUGAUGAGAUUAAUAGCCAGAUUCUUCAGGUUCAUGCAGAAAUAGAAAACCUAAAGAAAGAACUUGAAGCCAGCAAGAUUGAGAGAAAGCACAAGGAGGAGUGUGAGAUGAUACGAAAACUAAUUGCCACACAGCCCCCUAGGUCUGAAACAGAGAAGAUGAUAGCUGAACUUGAGAAAGAGAUAGCUGCCUUGGAAGCAGAAGAUAUGGCUAGUACAAGGAUGCUGGAACUUCGCAAGAAACAGUUUGCUCUGUUAUUACAAGUGGUGGAUGAGUUGCAGGUAACAAUUGAAGAUGAACAGAGGAGUCUGGUGGAAGAGAUGAAAAAUCAGUCUGAAGAGCAGAAGGUUGGUCCACAAGAUCCGAGCGGGAGUGCAGAAGCCAUGAGCAUUGAUUAGCAAUUUACUGUGUUUGGUAAUCUGGGGCUUUACAAGUAAUUAUGUAAUAUUGUGAUCGAUAUAAUAUCUUUAUGGUCAUGCUCUGAGUGGGCAAACCGUUCGUGCUUUUGCAGGAUUAGGAAUCAUUUUGUACAAUUUGAAAAGAGUGAAUGCAAUCUGCAUUCUUUGCUGGAUAACUAGGAUCAUUUAGGUUGUUAGACUCUAAAAGCAUGCAAGCCAUAUUGAUCUGGAAUUCUGGAAAGGACUUCAUUUGAUCAUUCGUAGCCAGAAUGGCCAUACGUCAGUGUGGUUCUUGCAGCUCCUGAAGUUACACAAAAGCCAGUGAUGAAAGUAUUCCACAUGGAUGCUUUACUGGACCAUAUUAAAAUCAACUUACAACUUUUAGCCUCAAGAUGUCAUAUGUGGCCAAUAUGGGAACUUGGGAAGGAAAUUAUUCUUGUAUUUUCCCACAUUUUAUUAUAUGUAUGUACCAAGUACUAUGUAGGUUUGUUGCUUACAAAUUAAAAUCUUUAUUUUGAGAACAAGCUAUUCAAUAGACCAAUAUUAGUAAAAACUUUAAAGAGAGAUAAAAUAUUGAACAAC